Plasmodium gallinaceum is the source of this 2469-nucleotide messenger RNA. RefSeq lists its product as hypothetical. The record is from RefSeq and is a predicted model, not a curated record. Lineage: Eukaryota; Apicomplexa; Aconoidasida; Haemosporida; Plasmodiidae. Bases 1 to 2469 code for a protein of 822 amino acids. The transcript has a single exon.
AUGCAUUUUAUAAAACUACAGAAAAUAUAUUUUAAAGAAAAUAAUUCUAACUCAAGUUCUAAAAAACAAGAAGACGAGCAAAAAAAUAGACUAAAUAAUAGUAUUAUGUAUCAAAAAAAGUUCACAAAUGAAAAGCAAAAAUGUUUCAUUAAGGGUUCAUGGAAAAUACUUCAAGAUUUAAAAUAUGCACAAAACUAUAUUUUAUUAGAAAAAAGUAAUGAAAUCUAUUUGAAUAAAAAUUUAAAAGAAAACAAAGACAAGAAUAAUAUGGUAAUUUUAAAUAAUAUAAAGUUUCAUAAACAUUCUUUAAAUUUUAAGAAAAGUAACAUUGUAACUCAACACUUAGAAAAAGAUAAAAAAAAUAAAUCAGGAAAAAAUUUUGUUCAUCCUUUUGAUAACUUAAAUUAUGGAAAAUGCAACAUUACACGCGAAGAUAAAUAUAAAAAAGAAAUUCAUUACUAUUAUAAUUUAAUAAAAGUAAAAAAAAAAUUUAAUAAUUUACUAAAUGAAAAAUAUAUUGAUAAAGUAACCUUUAAUUUUUGUAAUAAUUAUUUAAAUAAAACUUUAAAUGAAUUUUUUAAGGAGCAUUUUAUUUAUAAAAAAAGGCAUUCUAAUGAAAAUUACAAAAGUUUCUAUAAUUCAAAUAAUAUUUUACUAGAUAAUAUAUCAAAAAGCGUUAAACACAAUAAGUUCAGUUUCUUAAACACAUUGUCUUGUAACAACUUUGAUAAUAAUAUUUCAAGAAAAUUUCUAAUCAGAGAAAACAUUAAAAAAAAAAAUUAUGAUUCCAAUAUUGAUGAAUUUAAAUUUUUUACAAGUAUUGAUGGUAAAUGUUACAUAAAUCGCUAUAAAAAAAUUAAAAAGAUAAAUAAUCCAUAUUUUGAUUUUCAUAAAAAUUUAAAGAUAAAUAAGGCUAAUAUAAAAUAUGCCAAAUGUUCUUAUAAUAAUAAGUCUACAUUUAAUGAAAGAAAUAUGAAUAAAAUUAAACACAAUAUCUCGUGUUUGUGGAAAAAUCCUAAUUUUAAUUUUUCUCAUAAAUUUUUAAAUAAUUCAAAAGUAAGUAUAAAUAAUGAUAUUCUUAAAAUUAAAAGAGUUGAAGAAAAAAGUAAAACAUAUAAAAAUGGAACAUUAAUAAAUUCUAAGGGAGAAAAAAAAGAAAAUGAGCCAUUAAUAAGUAUUAUAAGGAAAAUUGAUGAAAAUUUAGAAAGUAACAAAAUAGAAAAUAAAAUAAAAAGAGAGUUUAUAAAAAAAAGUAAAGACAAUAAUAAAACUGUUAAUCAAAAAAUUUAUAAAAAAAAAAAAUUUUAUAAAGAAUGUAGAAAAAAGGGGGAAAAAUACUGCAUGUAUAAUUCUAAAAGUGUUGAUAUAGUAGAUGAAAAAGCUGAUAUUAUUAAAGAAAAUAUUAAAACGGAAAAUGAUAUAUGUAAAAAAACUUUAAGUAAGGUAAAAAUAUAUAACUCUAUAAAAGAAAGAGAAUUAAUUGAUAAAAAAAUGAAACUAAACAAAAUGAAAAAUAAUAUAUUAAAUGAAAAUUUUAAACUUAAAGAGAAAAGACAUUAUUCUCAUAAUAAUUUUUUAGGAAAUUUUUAUUGUAUAAAUAAAGUAAGAAUUAAAAAAGAAAAAAAUAAUAAAAAUAUAAUGAACGAUUUAGGAAAACAAAACAAAGAAAAUUUAUUUGAAAUCAAGAAGAAAAUAAAACUUAAUUUUACAUGUGUUGAUAAUUUAAAUGAAAAUUCUGCAAAUAGAAGUAAUCUUUCAUUCUCAAAAAAUAUGAAUAAUUAUCAAGCUAAUAUUACAAAAACAAUGAAUAAUAGAAUAUUUGAUGAAAAUCAUAAAAAAACAUUUCAUUCUAAUAUUGAAAAAUCCAUUAAAAACAACCAAAAAAAAUUAUUAAAAGUUAAUUUAGGAAAACUCAAAAGUGAAAAGGAAAGGAGGAUUAAUGAGAUACACAACAUAGAUAUUUUAGUAAUAAAAAAAAUGGAAAAUAAAUUUAAUGAAAAAGAAAAAAUUAUUUUUAAUCAAAAUGAAAAAAUAAAGAUACACAAGCGUCUACCCAAUUUCAAAAAAUUAAUAAAAAAAGUAAAGAAAUAUUUAUAUAUCAAUGUAAUAUUCAAAAAGAAAAAAAGAAGAAAAUAUUUAUUAAAAGACAUUCAUUUUUUAAAAAAAUAUGUAUACAAUUUUUCUCAAUUAAAAAAAAAUAUAAAUAAAAAAAAUAAUAGAAAAUUUUUAAAGAAUUCAUAUACUAAGAACAAUUUAAUUUUAAACAAAUUAUACAAAGAUAGAAGUAUCAUAAAAAAACAUGAUCAAAGUAAAUUUAAAGCAAAUAAUAAGGAUUACACAGUGAAUAAGAUGAAGAAAAAAAUAGAAAAAGAAAAAUCUUCAUUAAAAAAUUUAAAUGAUGCUGAAUGUAAAAUAUACAUUUUACUCGAAAAUUUUUCGAGUGAACGUAAAAUUAAAAGAAUGAAAUAA